AUGUUCACGUCGGUGUUGGCGAGAUCCGCUCAAAAGCCACUUUCCCUCCUAACUUUAGAACCAUUUUUAGAUAUAUUGAAAGGCGCCUGGAGUGUCAUCUCUCCGGAACCUCCUGCUAUUCUUUGUUUGGGCUUAGGAAGCCCGACAAUGUCCCCGAAUUCCAAUAUACAGCUUGCGUUUCUCGUUGAAAUGUGCCGAGAUCUAAAAAUCGAGCACGAUAACGUUUCCCUGUACGAUCCCGUUUUCACGGCGGAAGAUACCGCACUUUUCGAAGACCUUCAUAUGCGGGUGCUAACCGAAAACAGAGCAGGUCCCCGCGCUUUCUCAAGAAAUGCUCAGCAUCCUGUGGAUGUCCCUACAAUGUGCCUGAUGCCGCAUUGCGACAUGGAACUCUAUGAGAAUUUUCUCAAAGUCAACUGGAGUCAGGAGCGGCUCUCCAAGGCCCUUUUAGUGGGAAACCGGCUGGGCGAAUACGUCGAUAGCAACCCGAACCAUAAAUUGAAAACAAGGGUCCCUUACCUGUUAAAACUUGCCCCGUUACUUGAAUGUCGCCCAUUGCCUCCGUCAAGCGCCUGGCCUACAGCUUUCAACAACACGUGUGCCCAAUUUCUCCCUCCGAAUGCCUUUUUGGCCGAGGCAAACUCCGAGGUCGCGCAACAUGAACUGAAUAUGUCGGAUGCCGCGGUGACACCUAAUGACCCAAAAGGCCGAUCUGGUUCGGAAAUGAGACAGAAUGAAACAUUGCGGAUUGCUCAAGUAAAGGGUUCACACCAAAAUAAUUGUGACGGGAUGGACGAUACAUAG
Molecule: messenger RNA, 804 nt
Organism: Laccaria bicolor S238N-H82
Lineage: Eukaryota; Fungi; Basidiomycota; Agaricomycetes; Agaricales; Hydnangiaceae
Exons: 5
Coding region: 1-804 (267 amino acids)
Biological process (GO): microtubule-based process
Cellular component (GO): nucleus; cytoplasm
Source: RefSeq, a predicted model, not a curated record